Echinococcus granulosus is the source of this 3300-nucleotide messenger RNA. RefSeq names its product kinesin family member 26. The record is from RefSeq and is a predicted model, not a curated record. The coding region runs from base 1 to 3300 and encodes 1099 amino acids. Gene Ontology annotation, biological process: microtubule-based movement. The transcript has 10 exons. Lineage: Eukaryota; Metazoa; Platyhelminthes; Cestoda; Cyclophyllidea; Taeniidae. Gene Ontology annotation, molecular function: microtubule motor activity.
AUGUGCGUCUCUCAUCCCACAGCUUCCGAUUCAGACGGGAGAAGGUUAGAGGAGCUGAAAUCGGGAAUAUUCGCCUGGAAGAGACCUUUUUCGCCGCAUGUGGAGGACGACACGACGGAACUCGUAGCCGCCACGAUGGUCGACGCGGCACACUACCUGGACGUGGCCCUUGGUGCAAGUAGGCGCCUCCACGAGUCAGCAACCACCACCACGACUCCCGGCCACCUCUUCUUCACUCUAAACGUCUACCGAAAUCAUUCGAGUGGAACGGUCACCACCCCCAAUAAAAUGGAGCACUGUCGGCUUAACUUGAUUGAAUUGAUGCUCUCUUCGGAAAGUGGUGGUCAUUGCAGCGAAGACCCAGCAUCUAAAAACACCUCCACCGUCAACUUCAUCCUGAACCUCGUUUCUGGAAGAGUCUCGCCUCCCUUCGGAACGAGGGAGCCGGUUCUUCACCACCUCCUACGGGAUUGCCUCCUAGCCGAUGAUCUUGCCAAACUCUCGCUUGUACUCCACACUUCUGUCCAUCCCAGCUUCUACGCCAUCAAUUUAGAGCUGCUGCAGCUGACUUCAAAAAUCCAGCAUGUCUGGAAACAUCGUUCGAAUUUGAAGCUUCUUCGCUCCCCUUCUCAACGUCGACAGGCCUCAAUCAGCGAUCGCGUCACCACCUCCACAACUUCGCAAAACACCAAUCUCAGUAGCAUUCGCCUCAGGCGUCUUGGAAAGCGGAUGCAAAGACGACGUCUGGGUCGGAAUGCCGGUGCUUUUGCUCAAGGCUCUGACGAUGUGCUCGACUCGGCUUCGGACCUCGAGUACACGUCAAGCAGUGAGCAAUCCUGUACCACUGUCAUAUACUUGGGCCGCUCGCAUCCGCUCAGAAAGUUGCAUGCCUCAGAUCGGUCCAAACGAUUGACAAAUGUCGAAAAGAAGGAGACGACACAAAAAACCGAAGAGAAGAGCGACCCAGUGCAAGUCAGAUCUCCAGUGCUCUCUCAUCAUCGGCGUUUCAAGAGUCGAAGCGGUCACAAAGCCCACGCUGGGACCAUCACAAACGAGCUCUGGGUGGAUGGGCCAAAGGCCACGCCUGACGUCGCUAUGAGUCCACAUCUCGUGGAGAAAUCGGCUCACUUUGGCACUCCAUCAAGAAGAAGAAGAAGCGGAUCAAUUUCGGAAAGAGAUCAGUCUUCGGGAGGUUGCACUCAAGGUACAGUAGAAAAAGGAGUACCCGAUGGAAAAGCCUUCAACGCUCACGAAAGCCUGGAGCGCAAGCUCGAAUCCCGUAUGCGAAGGUUGAAUUGGUCAAAUGAUUCCUCCAGUAACUCAAAAAUUGUCAAACAGUUGGAGGCACUCCUCACUCCCAGAACCGAUCGCAAAAUCCGACGAGGGGACUCCUAUCUUGAGGCAAGACAGCAAAAGCAAAAUGAUCAGAUGCAGCAAACCUCCACCGAAGUUCUCGUUGUGACGAACUGGAAGUACGACUCUUUUCCGGCUGGAGGCAGCGGCGCAAUGCGCAGUGUAAAGCCCUUCGUGAAAGAGUGGGUCGAACGCCAGAAUCAGGCCAUUGUUGGGUACUUCGCUGGCCAGCCCACAUCGCCGAAGCAUGGACGCAAGCAGGUCCACGCAAGUGGAAAGACGGACGCUCACUGCCACGUGGCUAUUAAAACCGCUGAAACACCGCAAAUUUUCCGAAAGUACAGAAGUCACGAGGGAAAAAAGCAGGUGGAUAUGGAUGAUUCCAUGAUUACACCGAAUGAUUCUGUAUCCCAUUCCCACAGUCUGCCACGGCACGUGACAACGGAGAUACUGUGGACCACCCAAAAUCAUCAGGUCAAUCCGGCAGUUGACAAUUUGAGCCGUGUGGCACGUUGGGUCGAAUCGGUUUCAACCUCCGAACACACCCCUCCAGCCCUCUCCAAGGGCUGCUCCAAACAUCCUCUUCAGUGUUCCCCACUUUGUAAAAGCUGUAGCAAGGGUGUCACCUACUCCUCUGCACCAAAGUCACCUGAAAUCACCGGUCGAGGUAGUUCCGCUCCUGCUGCGCGAUUCAGAGCCCACCACGGGACUAUGGUGUAUCAAGCGAUUGAGGAGAAUCAGCCCCAGUCAAUCACCAAUCCACCCUCAGAUUCACGAAAACCCGACGGAGCGUCGGACCCGGGACUACACAGAGAUCGGUCUUUUGGCUCUGUAAGUGGUCUGGACACAAUAACAGAGGGCUUAAAAGCCUCUCCACUACGCAAACCAGUGCUCAAGCGUUUCGCAGAUCUUUUCGUCUGCUCACCCGGUACUAACCGGCGCCGUCAGCAACAGCAAUCGGCGUCGGUGAGCAAGAUGUGUACACUUUUUUUCGGAGGUGUAGGGUCCAGUGGUGGAAGUGAGAGGGAAUUGGCCGCAGAAGGAGACCUCUUAUCCAUCGAUUCAGCGGGAAUGCUCUUUACAUCACAGAGCAAAGGAAGAGGAGGCGAGGAGAGUUCAUUUCUUGAAUCAGAACAGACCGGUCGGAUAGCAAGUGGUGGAAGCCAGCAGGGAACUGAAAAGCACUAUGAAGAAGGCCAGCAGAGCCGCCUUCGAAUCAAGGAGGCUGGAACUAAACGUCGACUCGGUUUUCUCCAAAGUCCGCUCUUUAGUAAAUGCAGUCCCAACCGUACCGUUCUCUCUGAGGCUCUCUCUUCCUCUACUCCGCAAACUGCCCCUGUCCCUGCGCUUCAACGUUUUUAUCCCAGUCGACAGCAACAGCAACAAGAUAGCAUGGCCUUCCACUGUCAGGUAGUUCUUGAAAAUUCGCCACACACCCACUGCCAUCAUAAAUGUGUCUCCCAGAGCUCCAGCAGUGGCCUUGGAAGUGAACACAGCGAGCAGCAAUCCCUGAGAUGUCACUGUUUGGCGGCGCAGAGUGCAGGCCGAAUACGUAGGUGCCGGGUGCGCACCCACCGAACUCGGACCGGGGUGCCUGCCUCCCCAGAGGGGGGGAAUGAAGGAGGAGCACUGACGGCACUUAAGUACACAUGUGCUAGUGGAGGUGGACAUGCGAGCAGUGGCUAUGAAAGUGUUCUUCGCGACGAUAGCGAACUCUCCUCUCAGUCGUCUAGCGGUGGAUCCUAUCCGUGGCCAUCUGUGGGGGCCAAGGAAGCGGCCUGUCAGACAAUGCCAUGCGAUUUAGUUGCGAGCUUGGUGGCUGUGUCACAGACCACACCAAUGACUCCUGAGGUGCUUACUACCUCUUUCACAGACACGGCUACUGUGUCUGCAAAUGGUGACACUAUGCUGGCGUCUAUAACUUCAAGGAAAUGGGACAAAUUUUGA